Messenger RNA from Vicia villosa (hairy vetch), 492 nucleotides. RefSeq lists its product as uncharacterized. The record is from RefSeq and is a predicted model, not a curated record. Gene Ontology annotation, molecular function: aspartic-type endopeptidase activity. Gene Ontology annotation, biological process: proteolysis. The transcript has a single exon. NCBI's taxonomy places the organism in Eukaryota, Viridiplantae, Streptophyta, Magnoliopsida, Fabales, Fabaceae. Bases 1 to 492 code for a protein of 163 amino acids.
AUGCCCUCAUAUGCCAAGUUCUUAAAGGAGAUCUUAUCCAACAAGAAAAAGAUAGUAGAAAACGAAACUGUUACACUAACUGCUGAGUGUAGCGCUAUCAUUCAAAACAACAUGCCUCCUAAACUAAAAGACCCUGGUAGCUUCUCUAUACCUUGUGUAAUUGGGAAAUUCGUAAUAGACAAAGCCUUAUGUGAUUUAGGAGCCAGUGUUAGUUUAAUGCCUUUAUCUAUUUGUGAAAAACUCAAAUUAGGUGAACUAAGACCAACAAGAAUGUCAUUACAAUUAGCUGACCGAUCUGUCAAGUUUCCCGUAGGAAUGCUUGAAAAUGUACCUGUUCGUAUAAGACAAUUCUAUAUUCCUAUUGACUUCAUAAUAAUGGACAUUAAAGAGGACUCUAAUAUCCCUAUUAUACUAGGAAGGCCAUUCUUAGCAACUGCUGGUGCCAUUAUAGAUGUGAAGAAAGGAAAGUUAACCUUCGAGGUCGGAGAAUAA